AUGACACAAAAGAAGAAGAAAUCAGUACCUUCCAAACAUAUUCACAAAGGAAAAGGAGUUACGGAGCCAUCAAAGGAAGCAAAGCUUAUGGACGUUGUUGAUCAGGUUUUGGAAAACAUUGAUCAAAAGGAGCCGUACUUUAGGAUGAAGCAUCUCAAUCGUUCCAAGAAUGACCAAAAUUCCCAAAAAUUUCUCAUUUGCCAUCUGCUCCUUGAGGAAGGUAUAUUUUCCAUGUAUUGUUGUCCUUUAUCGUCGGUUCAACUGGUUGAGGAUGUACAGAAACUGGAUUUCCCAUUAGUUUCUGAACCACGACCGGAGACAAAGGGUCACAAAGUACCUGGUGAAAUACUCGCGCUGAAAAGUGGUUCCUGGAGAGUAAUCGAUGAAGAUCCUGGUCUCAUUCGCAAUGUGGUGUCUGGUAUGCAUUCUUUGGCAUUUGUGCACGGGGCAUUUCAUUGGGUCGGUAUUUCAGGAAAUUCCUUGAAAUAUUCAAUGGUUUCAUUUAAUAUUUCGCGUGAUGUGUAUGGAGAGAUACCAUUGCCAGAGCAAAUAUGCAUGAUAAGAGAUGUCAUUAAUAUUGGCAUUUCGGUAUUGGAUGGAAUGAUUUGUGCUUAUUCUAAUAUGGAUCAUCAAGGGAACGACACUUUUAGGUUAUGGGUAAUGAAAGACUAUGGUCUCACGGAAUCUUGGAAUGAAGUAUUUACUAUAGCAGAUCCCUAUAUUUCUAUGGCCACACCGAAAUAUAAGUUUGCAGAUGGUGAAGUGUUAUUCUGGUGCUUACAACGUGGGGAUAGUGUAUUUAGGACACAAAGAGAACGCUCUAAAUUAUGGCCUCGAGGUGUCUUUCAGAAUGGAUUCGCUUUUACAGAGAGCUUGAUCUCUCCAAAAUUACUUACUUAG
Lycium ferocissimum is the source of this 900-nucleotide messenger RNA. Its product is annotated as F-box/kelch-repeat protein At3g06240-like. The record is from RefSeq and is a predicted model, not a curated record. Lineage: Eukaryota; Viridiplantae; Streptophyta; Magnoliopsida; Solanales; Solanaceae. Bases 1 to 900 code for a protein of 299 amino acids. The transcript has 4 exons.